GCCCUUUUCCCCAUCGCCUCACGCCAAGGGUAGGGGGGUGUGCAGAGGCAGAAACAAUCGCCGCUUAAAACUUUCUUUAAUCAAAGUUCAUACCUACUUUUUGUGUGUUUUAAACUUAUUUUUACUCGCUUGCUUGAAACGCGUGGAGACUUUCCCCCCCACCGUUGAUUUUCCAUAAUAUUCAAGACAGCGUAACUCGAGACAAGAUGAUUGACACAGUAACAGGACCUGGAACACCACCCUUUGACGUUCAGCUGAAGGCUCUAACCGAUCAAGAGGGCCGAUACCAACCUAAGCUGAGCGGCUUGAGGUUCAUCGAAUGCGCCCAGGACAACGGCCUCAGGAUGACCGCCAGACUCCGGGAGCUGGAGGUGAAGGACCUGCUCUCUCUGACCAGGUUCUUUGGCUUCAGCUCAGACAGCUUCUCACUGGCCAUCAGCAUACUGGAUCGAUUCCUAUCAGUAAUGAAGAUUCAGCCAAAACACCUGUCCUGUGUGGGCCUGUGCUGCUUCUAUAUUGCUGUGAAGUCCUCUGAAGAGGAAAAGAACGUGCCUCUGGCCAAUGAACUGAUCCGCAUCAGUCAGAAUCGCUUCACAGUGCCUGACAUGAUUAGGAUGGAGAAGAUCAUCAUGGAGAAGCUCUACUGGAAGGUGAAGGCCCCCACAGCGCUCCGCUUCCUCCGCCUCUUUCACAGCCACAUCCAGGAGCAGCUCGACGCUGAGAGCAAGCAGAUCCUGAGUCUUGAGAGACUGGAAGCUCAGCUGAAAGCUUGUCAUUGCUCAUUCGUCUUCUCUAAAAUAAAGCCAUCUCUGCUUGCCAUGGCUGUGCUGUGUUAUGAGGCCCAGGAAGAACACGACCCUGAGCACACUGACAAAAUAUCAGAGGCCCUGAAAGCUCUGCAGCAGCAGCUGAAGAUCAGAGAUGGGGACCUGGUUUGUGUGCGGGAGUUUGUUGGGAAAUGUCUGGCUGAAUACGCCACCACCAAGUGCUCGAAACCGAACACCCAGAGACUUCGCUGGACCAUCUCGGGUAGAACUGCCCGUCAGCUGAAGCAUAGCUACUACAAGAUAGCUCAUCUUCCCACAAUACCCGAAUCAGCUUAUUAAAACCUGGGGGUACAGAUGGGUGACCUUACAUGGGGAGAAAAUAUACAACAAAUUGUCUUGCUCAGAUUGAAUGAAACUUUGUGGUGUCGUGUUGUAAGGUCACCCAUGUACUAUCUAUUAUUUUCCUUACAGAUCUUCAUCGCUGGUGAUGGAUUUCUUUAAGGAAAAGUUUUCCUCAAGUUUGUAAUCUGCAGAAAUGAAAUGCACAACAUUCAUCUUCCCGUAGAACGUAGAGUAAUGCCCUGUUAAAGGUUUUCCUAAUGCAGGACAUUAGUCUGAAGUUUUACUUCCCUGAUUUGAGUUUUCUUGCACACCUGUACAGUAUGUUCUUGUUUUAAUCCGUACCCAGAAGUUUGGCCUUUCCUGGAACGGGUUGCUGGUUUUAAGCAAUUAAGUAUAGAACCACCUAGGUCCUCAGUCCACCAUGUGGAAGAGGAGGGAGAAGGAUUUUGCGAAAAAGCAAAAAUGGAACCAAGAAAUCUGACCCAAAAUCCUUAACUCCCACCCUAGGUUGCUAAACUGUCCUGAAUGCACACUCCUACCCAAGGUGAUUUUUUGUUUUUUAUGUUCACAGCGAAGGGAACUCUGGUUUUCUCCAGUGAAUAGAGGCUAGUGACAAAACUGUCACAAUCGGCUAAAAGUACUAUUUGAGCCGUAAUGUCAGCAGAGGUUGCAGAUUAGUUGUUUUCACCGAUUCUUAAUUUGUGGACACAGACACAAGUGUAUUGAUGAUUUCAUUUGUCAAUUAUACAGAGAACACUAAAAAAAUUAGUUGUUGCAGUGGAAAUGUGGAUUGGAAUGCGUAUUGACUUUUCUUUGCAAGUUUCCCUGUUUAGUGUAAGUUUCUUUUAGUGAGAAAAAUGUGUUCUCAAAUUCAAAAUUGCUUAUUGAAUCCAGCAUCUAGUUAACCAAUGCGCUUGUACCUUUCAAUAAAACUUUAUUGAAAAGCUA
Limanda limanda (common dab) is the source of this 2057-nucleotide messenger RNA. It is a transcript of the gene ccng1, whose product is annotated as cyclin G1. Lineage: Eukaryota; Metazoa; Chordata; Actinopteri; Pleuronectiformes; Pleuronectidae. Gene Ontology annotation, biological process: mitotic cell cycle phase transition; regulation of cyclin-dependent protein serine/threonine kinase activity. The transcript has 6 exons. Gene Ontology annotation, cellular component: cyclin-dependent protein kinase holoenzyme complex; cytoplasm; nucleus. Bases 207 to 1106 code for a protein of 299 amino acids. Gene Ontology annotation, molecular function: cyclin-dependent protein serine/threonine kinase regulator activity. The record is from RefSeq and is a predicted model, not a curated record.